Molecule: messenger RNA, 2750 nt
Organism: Zootoca vivipara (common lizard)
Lineage: Eukaryota; Metazoa; Chordata; Lepidosauria; Squamata; Lacertidae
Gene: ICA1
Product: islet cell autoantigen 1
Biological process (GO): regulation of transport
Cellular component (GO): Golgi apparatus
Molecular function (GO): protein domain specific binding
Source: RefSeq, a predicted model, not a curated record
CGCAGGAAGCCACAGCCGCGCCAGGCGCCUCUGGGCCCAGAAGGGAGAACAAACAAGUCCGUCAGGCCGCCCGGGUCUUUCGCCCGCCUGAGGCAAAGGAGGGGAACCGGGCGGUCGGCGGUGGGGGGACGGGACUGGGGGGGGGGGCAGGCUGAGGUAGCAACGGCAGCGGCGGUGGCCGAAGCUCCUCCCCUGCUCGGGGCCGUUCUCUUCCCCGGCGGCGGAGGAACAUUGUGACGCUGGCGGCGCUGGAACACCUGAAGCCACGGCGGCCGAGGGCGACGUGAGUGUUUGAAGAAAAUAACAAAAGAUGGAUGACCACAAAUACAGUUAUUCAAGGGAAUUUUAUGAUCGGUAUGCCCAAGGCCAAGAGAAGUCUGUGGUCAAUAAAAUGCAGCAGAAAUACUGGAAGACAAAACAAACUCUUAUCAAAGUCACAGGAAAGAAGGAAGAUGAACAUGUGGUGGCCUCAGAUGCAGAUCUGGAUGCAAAACUAGAGCUGUUCCAUUCAAUUCAGAGGACAUGUAUGGAUUUACUUAAAGCAAUUGAACUUUAUCAAAAAAGGAUUUGUUUUCUGUCUCAAGAAGAAAAUGAAUUGGGGAAAUUUCUCCGAUCCCAAGGUUCUCAGGAUAAAACCAGAGCGGGCAAGAUGAUGCAAGCUACAGGAAAGGCCCUCUGCUUUUCCUCUCAACAAAGGUUGGCAUUGCGUACUCCUUUGUGCAGGCUGUACCAAGAAGUGGAGACAUUUAGGUACAGAGCUAUUUCCGAUACGUGGUUGACGGUCAAUCGAAUGGAGCAGUGCCGAACUGAAUACCGAGGAGCUUUAUUGUGGAUGAAAGAUGUGUCUCAAGAGCUGGAUCCUGAUCUUUACAAACAGAUGGAGAAGUUUAGGAAGGUCCAAGCACAAGUCCGCCAUGCAAAACUGAACUUUGACAAACUGAAAACUGAUGUUUGUCAAAAAGUGGAUCUUCUCGGAGCAAGCCGCUGUAAUCUUCUGUCUCAUGUGCUCACAACAUACCAGACAACCCUACUUCACUUUUGGGAAAAAACAUCUCAUACCAUGGCAGCUAUUCAUGAAAGUUUCAAAGGGUAUCAGCCAUAUGAAUUCAUGAUGCUAAAGAGCUUACAAGAGCCUGUAAAUAAACUAACGGAGAGUGAAGAAAAAGAGGAGGAAUUGCGGCUAGAGAAUGCCAGAUUAGAAGAUGAUCAGCAGAAUCAGUUGAUUUCAUUAGAUGAGGACAGCCACACCAAGGAAUCAACCAGCUCAGCAGAAGAAACUAAGGACAUCCUGAGUACUUUUGGGGAGAGCUUCAACCACAGAGAGAAUUCAGGAGCCAUAGAUGACUUAUUAGACUUGAAACCUGAGGAAAAUGCAGCAUCAAUGGACCCGCUUGCAAAUUCUUUGGAGGCUGAGGCUACUGAUAAGGAUGAUAUGGUAUUACUGAAUGAGAUUCUCAAUGCGUCUUCUUUGGAUGACGGUGAAUUCAGCAGAGAGUGGACAGCUGUGUUUGGAGAGGACCCACUUGCUGACAUGCCCACAAGCUCUUCUGCAGGAGAAACGGAGAACAAUCAGUCAUCAGCGUCAGGCUUCCUUCCUUCUCAGCUUUUAGACCAAAACAUGAAUGACUUGCAGUCCUCCCUUCAAGGUUGGGCAGCCAGGACCAUUAGCCCUACGCCUGCCCCACAGACCGCCCAGAAAGCCAACAGCCUGAACACGACCAUCAACAAGACACCUAUGAAAGAAGCUGCAAGUUCCUCUAAAGAUCUAACGGCUUGGUUUAGCCUCUUUGCUGAUCUGGACCCCUUGUCCAACCCAGAUGCAGUUGGGAAAACAGAUAAAGAACACGAAUUGCUCAAUGCAUGAGUUGUCUGCCUGUGGUAACUCUCACUUCACCAUUCAAAAAUGCAUUUCUUGGGGCUUUAGAAGAGUUUAAAAACAGAUCAGUUUACUGUUGUACGACUUACUUCUCACUUCUGUGCCAUUCUAAUAAAAUCAAGGGAUUGACCUAACCCCUUUCUAUAGGUAACAGUUAUUUGCUCUUGUUUUGUACAAAGAGUUUGAGACUUCUUUUUUUGUAUGUGAAUGUACCAAACGAAGUUUUGAUUUAGAGGAGACUACUGAAUAGAUUAGUGUACUUGCUGUAACUUGGCUCUUGGCAGGCAGAGUGCCACUGCUAACUCGAGUGAAAUAUAAAUAAUAAACCUAUUUUUUAUAUCUUUUUCUUUGUGUAAAUCAAAACAAAAUCAUGUAACUGGAGACUGCAUGACCCAGUGGUAUAUUCGAUACUACCAUUUGGAAAGUAGUAUAUAACAUACUGCUGUGAUGUUAAUUUAUAAUUUCUUUUGUUAGUAUCCAUAGUGAAAAAUCUAUACUCUGGGGCUAAUUAUUAGAGAAUUAUAUUUGAGUAUCUAUGAAUCUACUGUGCUCAUUCUCUAAUUUUAAAUUAUUAGGCAAAUGGCAUUGUAUAAAUCCAAGCCGACUGCCCAAACUACAUCCUCCAGGCAUGUUCAGUUGUACCAGCAGUUUCGGCAAUUGGAGACCAAGUGGUAUUGACUUUGCCAACAUGUGUAUUUACAGUAAUCAUGGUUUCCAUACAAAGCACUUUUCAUCAAAGCUGGUUUCAUACACACAUGUUCUGUCGCAACACUCACCUUUAAUAAAGAUGGUUUUGACAAAAAGAAAAAGUGUAGCUGAACCUUUGUCAUGGGGAAUGGGAGCAAUUCAAUGGAAGUAAUCAUGAUUUAAUAAU